AUGGGGUUCCUGGGCUCCAAGAGCUCCCUGUUGGCUUUCCACCUGGGCCUCAUUGCUGGCUUCAUCAGCACCUUCUACCUUGUCAGCAAUGUGAUAUUGGAAGGGCCUCCCCGUCCCAGCACUCAGUCACCACAUGGCUUCAGGGAUUCUGAGUGGAUUGUGGAGAAACUGGCUCUCUUCCGUGUGGCACACCCACAUCUGGCAGGUGAGGAGAGCAGCACGGCCGAUGAGCUGUAUGAUAAAGUACGGAUCCUCUGCUGGGUGAUGACUGGUCCCAAAAAUUUGGAGACAAAGGCUCGCCACGUCAAGGCCACCUGGUCUCGCCAUUGCAACAUGGUCCUCUUCAUGAGCUCGGUGCAAGAUGAAAACUUCCCCACUGUAGGGCUAGAAACCAAGGAAGGUCGGGACCAACUGUACUGGAAAACUAUCCGGGCGUUCCAGUAUGUCCACAAGCACCAUUUGGAGCAGGCGGACUGGUUCCUCAAAGCUGAUGACGACACCUUUGUGGUGCUGGACAAUCUACGGUGGCUCCUUUCCAACUACACUCCCGACAAGCCCAUCUAUUUUGGCAAGCGCUUCCGGCCCUUUGCGAAGCAAGGCUACAUGAGUGGGGGUGCCGGCUACGUUUUGAGCAAGGAGGCCCUGCGGCGCUUUGUGGCUGGCUUCGACACCAAGGUGUGCAGCCACACCACCUCCGUGGAGGACCUUGCCCUGGGCCAGUGCAUGGAGAAGAUGGGUGUGGUGGCAGGGGACUCCCGCGACACAGAGGGGAGAGAGACCUUCCAUCCUUUUGUACCGGAGUCCCACCUGACCGAGAAGUUCUCAAAAAGUUUUUGGUACUGGAACUAUUGUUAUUACCCCAUUGUGGAGGGUCCACAGUGCUGCUCUGACCUGGCUAUCUCCUUCCACUAUGUGAACUCAGAGUUGAUGUACACCCUGGAAUAUCUGACCUACCACCUCCGUGCCUAUGGAUAUCGCCACCGCUACCAUCCUCCUUUGCCCGAGAAUGCCGCUCAUCUCCAGCCCCACCCACAAGGAGAUCCCCUGGAGAGGACGAAUAAUACCACACUGCAGACUGAGAAGAAAAUGUAGAGAUACGUGCUUGGCCGAGGGCUCCAGGGCCCUCGCUUCCCGAGUCUUGCUUUCGACCAUGCAAGUGCCUCAGUACCACGUAGGCCUGUCUGUUCCAUCUCCGUCGCGACCCUCGGGCUAUUUCUCCAUGGGGAACCACCACAGAAAAAAUGGAGCCAAAUAAGUCACACGACCAUAUAGUCUUUCUUUGUUCCUGAGAAUGCAAGCAUGUAUCACCUAGACAGGGUACUUGUGGUGGCAGCCAUUUUAGACCGGUGUGUGCCGAGAAGUUAAGAAUGAGAGAGUUGUAUGUGGCAGUCAUAAGAGUGCAAAUUGUUUGGUUUUAUUAUAGGAGAGGUACCUCAGGUAUCUUGCAACCGUAAAUGAUGCUGCGUGCCAUAGACACUGGGUUAAAAGGAAGGAGAAUAAACAAUAGCUGUCAGGGGUUGGGGGAAAUGUCUCACCGACCUUCACAGUGGAUUAAAAGAAAGGGAUGAUUCCUAUGGUUGUUUGGUGUUCCCCAUGCGCCUACUGAGGCUUUCGCCAAUCAUCUUUCCAUAACCACUAAACUGCAACCACAUGAUAUCAGAGUCAUGUGACAGGAAGAAGGAAGCCAGAGUUAUGAGCUCACUGGUGUCAAAGUGAGGAGGACCAUAGGUAGCAGAGCAAGAGAGACCUAUGGAAGCUGUAAAAUGGCUCAUGGCUUAGCAAACGGGGAUAUGCCACCCACGACAGGGUCCCAAUCCACAGACUGAAGAUCAUGGCAUUAUGGUGAUGGCGGUAAAUGCCUUUUGUCGCACUGAUCUGUUGAUGAAUAUUUCUUCAUAGCUUUGGUCCGUUUCCUAUCAGGAAGAAUAGAAAGGGAGCCAAAUGCAUGUACGAGCUUUUCCAUUCACUUUGACCUAGGCGUGACUCUGCCCUCAUGUGCUGCCUAUGUGCUAGGAAAGUGAACAUAUGUGCAUUCCACAUAUACAACAGUUACGCAUGGGCGUUCAGACCACUUUCAGGUCCAAGCUUCGAAUGCUUGGUUUCCUCCAUG
Eublepharis macularius is the source of this 2110-nucleotide messenger RNA. RefSeq names its product glycoprotein-N-acetylgalactosamine 3-beta-galactosyltransferase 1-A-like. The transcript has 3 exons. Gene Ontology annotation, cellular component: membrane. Gene Ontology annotation, molecular function: N-acetylgalactosaminide beta-1,3-galactosyltransferase activity. Lineage: Eukaryota; Metazoa; Chordata; Lepidosauria; Squamata; Eublepharidae. The record is from RefSeq and is a predicted model, not a curated record. The coding region runs from base 1 to 1092 and encodes 363 amino acids.